Molecule: messenger RNA, 1955 nt
Organism: Astyanax mexicanus (Mexican tetra)
Lineage: Eukaryota; Metazoa; Chordata; Actinopteri; Characiformes; Acestrorhamphidae
Gene: gpr171
Product: G protein-coupled receptor 171
Exons: 2
Coding region: 660-1658 (332 amino acids)
Biological process (GO): G protein-coupled receptor signaling pathway
Cellular component (GO): membrane
Molecular function (GO): G protein-coupled purinergic nucleotide receptor activity
Source: RefSeq, a predicted model, not a curated record
UCUCUUAAUCAGCCGCAGCCUGGAGCUCCUGUCCAACAGAGGUGGCUUUAUCCCUGCUCACACGAAACAGUGAAGCAUAGGACGAGACAGUCUCUCUGUACUAGAACAGAGAGCAUCAGGUUUGCAUGCUUAGUUUUUAAAGAAGUGAGUGACAUGUGGUUUGUGGUUUGCCUUUUGAUAGAGAGUCUGGAAAGUUUCAUUUUCCGCAACGUCACAGCAUCGCAUGAGGGGAGAAGUGUCUGACGUCUUUUGUAAGUUUGUAGAAUGUAAUUAGAGUCGGGCUUAACGAGGAGUGAAGAGUUACAACAGGGUCUGUAGAACGGUAACGGCAUCAGGCCCAUGCUGGUUGGUUUGGUGGAGAGGAAGAUUAUGUGCUAAUGAACUGAUGAACAGAAGAAUAUGCGUUGUUCCUUCCUGGCUGGUCAGCUGAGCACUGACGUGUGAGCACAUACAGAACAUGCUGUGAAGCAUCAGCGCUUCCUCUGAAGUCUAUAUUUACGCACAUGAGAAAUACUGUACUUCUGCCUCACUGUAAAUAAAUAAGACAUUGAACAAGAACGAAACUGUAGAACUUCAGUCUUCAAGGCCUUGCCGGGGUCUUCGUGUUGGAAUCUACGGAGCUCUUAGUGGAUGGAACUGCAGCCAACAGCUUUGCAAAGAUGGUCAACCAGACUACAACAACCCCCACUGACAAUUGUGUUGUCAAUGACAAAAUGAUGUACUUUCCUCCAUUCUACAUCAUAAUCUUCCUAAUAGGCCUAAUUGGCAGCCUGGUGGCAGCCUGGGCCUUCAUGUAUAGUAAGAACCUGAAGAAGUGCAUGAAUGUUUACCUCCUCAACCUUCUCACCUCCGACUUCCUGCUCACACUGGCUCUACCAGUCAAGAUUGCCAAAGACCUGGGGGUGAAUUCUCAGAGAUUCACCAUUUUCCAUUGCCAAGUCAGCUCACCCCUCAUCUACAUCAACAUGUACGCCUCCAUUAUAUUCCUAGCCUUUGUCAGCGUCCAUCGUUACCUUCAGAUCACCCACAGCUCCAAGCUGUUCCGUCUGCAGGAGGUGGGCUUCGCUGCAGUGAUGUCGGCUGUGGUUUGGCUGCUGGUGCUCUUCAUCAACGUGCCCAAUAUGGCCAUUCCGAUCAAGGAUAAGAUUCCAGACACUCCUAAUCUAACCUGCGCUAAUUUAAAGGGGCAGAUUGGACAGCACUGGCACACACUGUCGGCCUUCUUAGGCAUGGCGAUCUUCCUGAACGCCACGGUGGCUGUGCUCCUGUCUAACGGUCUGGUGCUGAAGCAGUUAUGGGGCAGACGUAGAGGAGACGCCAAGGAGCAGGCCAGUGCGCACAAAGCCACUGUCAACAUAGCUAUGGUAACUGUGGCCUACAUGGUGUGCUUUGUGCCGUAUCAUGCAGUGCGAAUGCCAUACACUUUUACCCAGAAUAAGGUGAUCACUGACUGCGUUCUUCGCAAGCACCUUUUCCUAGCCAAGGAGUCCACUCUGCUUCUGGCCAUCCUCAGCCUGUGCUUCGACCCGGUGCUCUACUUUUUUUUCUCACGUUCGUUCAGAAACCAGAUCACUCAGGUUUUCUCCAAAAGGUCCAUACCAGACACAAACGUCACAUCUGACCCAGAUCAUGAACUACAGCUGCAGCCUGUGGCCUGAACAUGCAGCAGAGAGCUUGACACACAGUCUAGCAUAUCUACACAGGAAGCCACAUGUCUCAUAUAUUCUUGGUACUGUGUUUUAUGAUGUGGUGGGCUGAUGUCAUUCAAGCAUCACACUGUCUGGAUCAAAGAGAACAUUCAUGAUCAAGAGAUAUAAAAAGAGUCAAAGAGACAACCAUGCAGUAUUGUGCAACCUGAAUGUUUCUUUCCAAGCUUCAGGGAUAGUUAAACAAGAAUGAAGACAAUGAAGUGUAUUUACCUUUAUCAUGCACUGGAAAUGAUAACCCCCCCCCCC